AUGGGAUCCACCCAUGCUGCCGUGAAAGUUGGAGCCGACGGCCUGCCGCAACAAGCACCGGCGACAAUGACCAGCCUCCAGCUCCCAGUGUUCGACGACACAAGAGAUAAGUGGAAACCAUACCUUGUUCGGGCUGAAGCGUAUUUUGAAGCAAAUGCCAUUACUGACUCCAAAAGGCAGAGAGCACUUCUGGUGGCAGCACUCAGCACGCAGACUGUGCAAGUGCUAGCGGGGCUAAUUGCACCUCGGACGCCGAAUUCCCUUACUUACGCCGAAGCGGUCGCAGCAUUAAAUUACUACUACGAUCCCAAGCGUCACGAGAUUGCAGAAAGCUACAAGUUUUUCACCCGUUGCCAACAAGAAGGGGAGUCGGUGCACGCAUUCCUAGUCGAAAUACGGCGCAUAGCAGACAAUUGCAACUUCGGAAGUGCGCUGAACCGGAUGUUGAGGGACAGGAUUGUUUGUGGCGUACGCUCAACUGACUUGCGCAAGCAGUUACUGGCACAUAAAGAUUUAACCCUCGAGAAGGCUGAAUCAAUGUCCAUUGCAGCAGAGGCAACCGACAGCGAUGUAAAAGAUAUGAGUGCAGAGCCGCCGACUGUGCUAAAAAUGCGAGAAAAAAAUGGACGUUGA
This is a messenger RNA of Rhipicephalus microplus (southern cattle tick), 633 nucleotides long. RefSeq lists its product as uncharacterized. The record is from RefSeq and is a predicted model, not a curated record. NCBI's taxonomy places the organism in Eukaryota, Metazoa, Arthropoda, Arachnida, Ixodida, Ixodidae.